GCUCGAUCUGCCUUUUCCGAGAUAGACAGAGCGACAAUUCUGUUCGUCUUGUUGACCUAGCCGUAAUCCUUCUUAACGAGGCGUUCCGUGCCAAUUUCUUGCAACAACCUCACACCUCGCAGCCAGCGAGCAAACUUUAAGGACAACGUCAUGAGCGACCCAUUAUCCGUUGCCGCUAGCGUGGCUGGCUUACUGUCUCUCGGCUUACAGAGUACAGAGUACCUCCACAAGUACUACACCGCGUGCCGAGAUCAACAUCAGGAUCUCGCCAAAAUCGCAGACCAACUCGGCAGCCUUCUCGAAUCCGUCCAAAUUAUCGACGAGAUUGUGCGCACCCGCACCUGGCGGCCCAACGAGCAGCCAAUCAUACAAAGUAUCGAAAAGUCUAUCACCCACAGUGAGGACGCUAUAAACGGGUUACAGAAUGAGGUUGAUAAAUUCAAAAAUGAGCCUACGGACAAUUGGAGAAAGAAGGCAAUAGUGGUUGGGCGACGGGCGGCAUAUCCAUUCAAGAGGAGCACUUUAGGAGAGCUCAGCGACAAUGUGAGCGAGUUUCGCGGAAACUUGUCGAUCGCACUACAGGCGCUUCAGCUGAAAGAGCAUCAGAAUACACAGGACGACAUCGAGGAGGUCAACGCUGUCGUCAAGGACAUACAGGCACGAAGUGUCAGUGUCGAUCUGUGGCGGUGGUUGAAGGCACCCGACGCAACCAUCAACUUCAAUAUCGCAGUUGCCAAACGACACGUGAGCACUGGGCAGUGGUUGGUCCAAGGUCCAGCCUAUACCACAUGGCUACAGCAGGACAAUUCUUUUUUGUGGCUGUAUGGCUUCGCGGGCUGUGGAAAGUCCGUGCUGUGCUCGACGGCGAUCCAGCACGCCUUUCGCCGCCGUCAACCAUCCGUCGACAUUGCAGUCGCCUUCUUCUUCUUUGACUUUCGAGACGAGUCAAAACAAGAUGCAUCUGCGAUGCUGCGAGCAUUGCUACUCCAGCUCUGUGGGCAGGUUCCCGGUCUGGAAUCAGACAUGACCCAGCUGAAAGCUUCAUAUAAUUAUGGUACUCCACCGGUUCAUGUCUUACUUGAAUAUCUACGACAAGCCGUUGCUCGGUGCCGCCACAUCUACAUUUUGCUCGAUGCGUUGGACGAGAGUCCUGAAGAAAUCUCACGAAGUGAACUUCUAUCGGCAAUCAAUACCCUACGACAAUGGCAGCUGCCAGGCUUGCACUUGUUAGUCACCAGUCGAGACGUUCCUGACAUUCGAUACCAUCUGCAAUUUCCGACACUCCAGCAAGGCGUCGAGCAUAUCACGUUGAAGAACGACAGCGUUCAGCAAGAUAUCUCGCGGUUUGUGGCAUUUCAAGUCGAUCAUGAUCAUCAGCUUCGGUGCUGGGGUGACCAUCGGGAGAAGAUUAAGAACUAUCUAACCCAGCACGCAGGUGGAGUAUUUCGUUGGGUCGAAUGCCAGCUUCGGCCGCUACGGCAGUGUCUCCACAGCGAGAAACAUCUCGAGAAAUGUCUUCGCACACUACCACAGUCCCUCGACAAGACAUACGAACGAAUUCUUUGCAGCAUCGAGUCACGAGAAGAGGCGCGGCAGAUCCUGUCGCUCCUAUGUUGUGCAUCGCGACCAUUGUCAGUCGACGAGGUUGCCGAGGCUCUUGCUGUUGAUACUGACGACCUCGGGUGUUAUGACCCCACGAGCAAAUUUACUGGCGGCGUAGACGACGUCCUUCGAAUCUGCCCUGGUCUCAUUGAUACCAGUCUUCGUACAGAUGGUGUCCAGAUACUCCGGAUUGAACAUUUUUCGGUCCAGGAAUACCUGCUAUCUGAUCGCAUUCGAAAUGGUCCAGCGGCCGACUUCGCUUUGUCCGGCCUAUUGCAGCAUGGGCGGAUCAGCAAGACCUGUCUACUAUAUCUCCAAUAUAAUGAAUUUCUGCAACAGGUUUUGAGCCCAGAUCUCUUAAGACAGUAUGCCUUUGCAAGAUAUGCUGCAGAGCAUUGGCACCACCAUUAUCGCCAAGCUGACGGCCAAUAUGCCCGACAAUUAUCAGCGAUGGUUGGCACUUUGUUGACGACGCGCUGUGCGAAAGAGCGUUGGCUCCGGCUACACAAUCCAGAUCGACAAUGGUCAACUGACGUGGAUUACUCCACAGUCGCUAAAGAUUAUCCUUCGGCAACAUACUAUGCUUCUCUUCUUGGCCAAGACGAAGUGUUGAUAUUUAUUCUAUCCAUGUCAGCAGCAGAUGUCAACGCACAAGGCGGCGAGUAUGGCAACGCACUACAGGCGGCAUCAAAGGGUGGCCACGAGAAGGUAGUGCAGAUACUACUGGACAAGGGUGCCGAUAUCAACGCACAAGGCGGCGAGUAUGGUAACGCACUACAGGCGGCAUCAGAUGGUGGCCACGAGAAGGUAGUGCAGAUACUACUGAAUAAGGGUGCCGAUGUCAACGCACAAGGCGGCGUAUAUGAUUAUCCUUCGGCAACAUACUAUGCUUCUCUUCUUGGCCAAGACGAAGUGUUGAUAUUUAUUCUAUCCAUGUCAGCAGCAGAUGUCAACGCACAAGGCGGCGAGUAUGGCAACGCACUACAGGCGGCAUCAAAGGGUGGCCACGAGAAGGUAGUGCAGAUACUACUGGACAAGGGUGCCGAUGUCAACGCACGAGGCGGCGUCUAUGGUAACGCACUACAGGCGGCAUCAACACGAGAAGAUAGUGCAGAUACUACUGGACUGCCUCCCCACCUAGAUCAGCAAGGAAUGUCGCCGUAA
Cladophialophora immunda is the source of this 2766-nucleotide messenger RNA. RefSeq lists its product as uncharacterized. The record is from RefSeq and is a predicted model, not a curated record. The transcript is spliced from 3 exons. The coding region runs from base 151 to 2766 and encodes 871 amino acids. Lineage: Eukaryota; Fungi; Ascomycota; Eurotiomycetes; Chaetothyriales; Herpotrichiellaceae. Gene Ontology annotation, molecular function: protein binding.